Messenger RNA from Racocetra persica, 166 nucleotides. The record is from the annotation of a GenBank genome assembly. NCBI's taxonomy places the organism in Eukaryota, Fungi, Glomeromycota, Glomeromycetes, Diversisporales, Gigasporaceae.
AUGCCUAAAUACGCUAAAAGAAUUCAAAAAACCAAAAAUAUUUUUGCUAGCCUUCUUGCCAGAACUGCUGCGCAUAUAUCAAUAGCUACUACAAGUUAUUCUGAAAGAACAAUCAAAAUUACUGAAGAACCAACUUCAAGAGGUAAUAUUUCACAACAAGGCGAUG